Spinacia oleracea (spinach) is the source of this 1513-nucleotide messenger RNA. NCBI's taxonomy places the organism in Eukaryota, Viridiplantae, Streptophyta, Magnoliopsida, Caryophyllales, Amaranthaceae. The record is from RefSeq and is a predicted model, not a curated record.
CCCCACCUUUGGUGGUAAUAUCCCAAGUAUCCCCUUCAAAUUCCUGGAAUCUCAUAAUCCAUGAAUUAAGCUCUUCUCACAACUAAUUUCUCCUUACAGCAAAGAAAAACACAAUAUCAAUGGCAUCAAUAGGACCAGCAACAACAACUGCAGUAAAACUGCGUAGCUCAAUCUUCAAUCCUCAGUCAUCUACUCUUUCCCCGUCUCAACAAUGCAUUACAUUUACAAAGUCCCUUCACUCGUUUCCUACUGCCACCCGACAUAAUGUGGCUUCCGGGGUUCGUUGUAUGGCAGCCGUAGGAGAGGCGGCUACAGAAACAAAGGCAAGGACUAGAAGUAAGUACGAAAUUGAAACACUAACAGGCUGGCUGCUUAAACAAGAAAUGGCAGGUGUUAUUGAUGCUGAACUUACCAUCGUUCUUUCUAGCAUUUCAUUGGCUUGUAAACAAAUUGCUUCCUUGGUUCAACGAGCUGGUAUUUCUAACUUGACUGGAAUUCAAGGUGCUGUCAAUAUCCAAGGAGAGGAUCAGAAGAAACUUGAUGUUGUCUCCAAUGAGGUGUUUUCGAGCUGCUUGAGAUCGAGUGGAAGAACAGGAAUAAUAGCAUCAGAAGAAGAGGAUGUACCAGUGGCAGUGGAAGAGAGUUACUCUGGAAACUAUAUUGUUGUGUUUGAUCCACUUGAUGGUUCAUCCAACAUUGAUGCAGCUGUCUCCACUGGUUCCAUCUUUGGCAUUUAUAGCCCUAACGAUGAGUGCAUUGUUGACUCUGAUCACGACGAUGAGUCACAGCUAAGUGCAGAAGAACAGAGGUGUGUAGUGAAUGUAUGUCAACCAGGGGAUAACCUAUUAGCAGCAGGGUAUUGUAUGUACUCAAGCUCUGUUAUCUUCGUACUUACAAUUGGUAAAGGUGUGUAUGCAUUCACAUUAGAUCCAAUGUAUGGUGAAUUCGUACUCACUUCAGAGAAAAUCCAAAUCCCAAAAGCUGGGAAGAUCUAUUCAUUCAAUGAAGGUAACUACAAAAUGUGGGAUGAUAAAUUGAAGAAGUACAUGGAUGAUCUUAAAGAGCCAGGAGAGUCACAGAAACCGUACUCGUCUCGUUACAUAGGGAGUUUAGUUGGGGACUUUCAUAGAACACUUUUAUAUGGUGGGAUUUAUGGUUACCCAAGAGAUGCAAAGAGUAAGAAUGGGAAAUUGAGGCUUUUGUAUGAAUGUGCACCUAUGAGUUUUAUUGUUGAACAAGCUGGUGGUAAAGGUUCUGAUGGUCAUCAAAGAAUUCUUGACAUUCAACCCACCGAGAUACAUCAGCGUGUGCCACUGUACAUCGGGAGUGUGGAGGAAGUAGAGAAAUUAGAGAAGUACUUAGCAUAAUUACUCAUUUGAUAAUUAAGCAAACAGUGGGAGUUUGUCUAUAAAAUGUGAAGUUCCUGAACAAGUCCUGACCAUUUUUGUUUAAUGAACUAUUUUUGUUUAAUGAAAAGAAGUGACACGCAAGUGAUAUAGAUUGUGAGACAGAA